AUGUCGGCAGACAAUUUAUUUACACUAUUGGAGACUAUUCCUUCAGAUGGCGAGUCAGAGGAGCCGAGUAGUGACGAAGAUGAGACAAUGCACGAUGACAAUUUGUUUGACAUAUCGAAUUUGCCAAUAAUAUUUGUAGACGACCAGCCAGACCAGCUUCCAAGAGCCGACAAUACAGAGAAUAUUACUGAUGACGAGGAAGAUUAUAUUCCCCUUUCUCUUUUGAGAGAUAGGGAACUAGCCAAAAAGACAAUCUGGACCAAGUCAGCGGAGUAUUGCAUUACCAAUAUCAAGGAGUUUACGGAGGAAACUGGUCCUAAAGUUCCAGAUGGUCUGGAGAGGCCAGUUGAUUUUUUUUUACACUUGUUUCCCAAAACUUUAAUUGACAAAAUCGUGUUUGAAACGAAUCUAUAUGCCUUACAAAAACGUGGUGGAGACUCUACAUUUACACCAUCUUCUGCCAAAGAGAUCGAAAUUUUCAUUGGAAUAAAUAUCUUGAUGGGAAUUAAAAAGUUGCCCAGUUAUUGUGAUUACUGGUCGUCUAGGGAACAACUACGAGAUCACUACAUAGGUUCAGCAAUGUCUAGAGAUAGGUUUGCUUGGCUUCUGGGAAAUGUGCAUUUAGCAGACAAUUCAGUGAUGCCUGCUCGUGACUCACCAAACUAUGACAAGUUGUACAAAGGUCGCAGUUUUCUCAAACAAUUUAUGCCCCUAAAACCCAUCAAACGAGGGUAUAAAGUCUGGGUUCGAUCUGACGAGAAUGGAUACGUCUGCCAGUUUCAGAUAUAUGUUGGAAAAAUUAAUUAUCAACCUGAAAAAGACUUGGGCCAAAGGGUUAUUUUAGAUUUGACGGGAACUUUUUCAACUCUGUGCCAUUACAGAAGACACUUAAAGCAGAAUUUACUUAUGCAUGCGGCACAGUCAGGGCUAAGCGAAAAGAUGUCCCAAAUGACUUACAAUCUGACAAAGAAUUACAGACCCGAGGACAAUCUGACUGGAGGGUUAGCAAAGAUGGACUGGCAUUUAUAA
Messenger RNA from Anoplophora glabripennis (Asian longhorned beetle), 1029 nucleotides. Its product is annotated as piggyBac transposable element-derived protein 3-like. NCBI's taxonomy places the organism in Eukaryota, Metazoa, Arthropoda, Insecta, Coleoptera, Cerambycidae. The coding region runs from base 1 to 1029 and encodes 342 amino acids. The record is from RefSeq and is a predicted model, not a curated record. The transcript has 2 exons.